GCUACAGCGACUUCAACCCUGCUCCAGGUGAAGCAACAGUCGGUCGCCACUUCUCUCGUCGACCAGGCCGGUUUCUGCUUCUCGUUUUCAGCGAUUUCCUGCCGCCGCGUCGCCCCAACAGCUAAAUGGUUCUCCAGAGCUUGGACAUGAAGCUCAUAUGAAGUCCGGGUGCAUCUCUGGAGAAGCGCCUCCUCUCGCCCCAGCCGCUCACUGGUGGAACGACUUUCUAAAUCGGCAUGCCGUCUUCUUCAUGACUUGAGGAUCUCCACCCUCACUGAGAUGCUUUCCUGAUUUCAUCCUGACUGAGGCUUCAUCUGCACCAUGGCUGCAAAUAUCAUCGUGGAACACCAGGUCUCUCACAACUUCACUGUGACCGUUGUGCGAGCGGAGAGUGUCACCAAGGGCGCACUGGGAGACUUGUUGGACACUCCCGACCCCUAUGUGGAGCUUUUUAUAAAGACGGCUCCUGAGAGCAGGAAGAAGACGAAGCAUAUCGACAAUGACAUUAAUCCAAAGUGGAACGAGACCUUUCACUUCAUACUGGAUCCAAACCAGCAGAACAUUUUGGAGAUCACGUUAAUGGAUGCCAACUAUGUCAUGGAUGAGACCCUCGGGGCGACCUCGUUUGACAUCAGCACCCUGACAGUUGGUCAAACAAAGAAAGAAACGUUCCUCAUUGGCAAAGCAACAAAAGUCUUCUUAGAGAUGUCCUUGGAGAUUUGCACCAACCAAGACCUGCGAUUCAAUCAGACCUUGUGUGACAAGGAGAAGCAAUAUAGACAGUCUCGCCGGGAACGAGUCAUGUUGGGAAUAAAAAAACUUCUGGACAUGGAGAAGCCUCGGUUCCUUCCCAGCUCUCCAGAUCAGGUGCCAGUUAUAGCUGUAGCAGGCUCUGGAGGAGGCUUCCGGGCCAUGGUGGGACUCUCAGGUGUGAUGAAGGCCCUCUUUGAGUCAGGGGUGAUCGAUUGCGUCACCUACAUAGCUGGUCUUUCGGGAUCUACCUGGUACAUGUCCACUCUGUACUCUCACCCUGAUUUUCCAAAUAUAGGACCAAAGGAGAUCAACAAGGAGCUGAUGCAGAGAGUGAGCAGCAACCCCCUGAGACUGCUUCUACCUCAACACAUCACCAACUACAUCCAUGCUCUCUGGAGUAAGAAGAACUCUGGACAGCCUGUUACCUUCACUGAUAUCUUUGGAAUGCUUAUUGGAGAAACACUUAUACCAGCUAGGAUGGACAUCAAGCUGAGUGAGAUCCAGGAAAGGGUCAACCAAGCGCAGUGCCCUCUCCCUCUCUUCACAUGUUUGCAUGUCAAGCCGGACGUUUCGGAACUCAUGUUUGCAGACUGGGUUGAGUUCAGCCCUUAUGAAAUUGGGAUGGCAAAGUACGGCACCUUCAUGACUCCAGACUUGUUUGGAAGCAAGUUCUUCAUGGGAACUGCAGUGAAGAAGUAUGAAGAAAACCCUCUACACUUUCUUAUGGGGGUGUGGGGCAGCGCCUUCUCGAUUCUCUUCAACAGAGUUUUGGGGGUCAAAGACUCAACAGGGGGUAGCACCAUGGAGGAAGAGCUCGAACAGAUAAAGCCGCAGCACAUCGUGGGAGAGGACAGUUUGGACAAUGACGACGAACCACGUAAAGUCGGCACAGAAAACCCGGAAGCUGAGGAGGAGUAUCACCGCACAGCCCAGGCCAGUUGGGCCCAACGGAUGUUCACUUCUCUCUUUGGUGACUCGGCGCUAUUCAACACCAGAGAGGGCAGAGCUGGCAAGGUUCAUAAUUUCAUGCUGGGCCUGAACUUGAACACCAGCUUGCCCUUCUCUCCCUUGACUGGAGUCACGCAGCAGGUCUACACGCCUGAGGAUGAGGUGGAUGCUGUCACAGAUCCUGAUGAGUUUGAUCUCAUCUAUGAGCCUCUGGAUGUAAAGAGCAAGAAGAUCCAUGUGGUGGACAGCGGCCUGACCUACAACCUUCCCUACCCUCUCCUCCUGCGGCCACAGCGUGGGGUUGACCUCAUUAUUUCCUUUGACUUUUCCGCUCGACCGAGUGACACCAGCCCUCCGUUUAAGGAACUGCUGUUGGCGGAGAAGUGGGCUCGGAUGAACAAGCUCCCCUUCCCAAAAAUUGACCCCAAGGUCUUUGACAGGGAAGGGCUCAAGGAAUGCUAUGUAUUCAAACCUAGAAGGGGAGAAAAAAACUGUCCAACUGUCAUCCACUUUGUCCUGGUCAACAUCAACUUCAGGUCAUUUAAAGCACCUGGCGUCCCCAGAGAGACAGAGAAGGAGUUUGAGUUGGCCGACUUUGACAUCUUUGACGACCCAGAGACGCCGUUCUCCACCUUUAACUUUCAGUACUCCAACGAGGCCUUCACCCGGCUACAUGACCUGAUGGAGUUCAACACCCGCAACAAUCUGGAGGUCAUUAAAGAUGCUAUUAAGGGAUGUGUUGAAGCCCGGAAAGAGAAUCCUGGAGUCUCCCUGCCGUUCUCCCUCAGCGCACUACCGAACAGGAGGUUUCUCAACAAGGCUGCUCAGAAGAAGAACAGCAGGAGUAACCUGGACAACGACAAACAUUAACAAAUAGACUGGAUGAUAGCGAUUUCACGAUAGGCUUAGAAGAGGAUUCCACCGACGGUCACUAUGAGAAUUUUUGUGGGCUCUUUAUUUGCACGUGAUACGAAUGCUGGAAGCAGAGACAGUUUGGAACAGUUAACUGUACAGAGCUGAGACUGUGCGUCUUCUCUCGCACAUUGACUGGAUUAGGACUUUGGGUUGUUGCUUCAAAUACACAAAAGAAAUUGUAAUUCGCAACUUUGUCAGUUGUGUUGUCUUUGGUGAUCCAUGCUCACUUCUUUAAGAUGGGAAUUCAAACGAAGGAAAAACAGAGCACUGCUGAAUGUUUUUUAAGGUCAUCAGCCACACAGCGCAGCCGAUACUAACUCUCGAGAGAUCUUCCCCAUGUAGAAAAACGCCAGGCAAUUGUAGGGUUCUAUAAAUAGGAACUUGUUUUGGUGUUUAAAAGAUCCAGACUUUCUGUUCAGGAUGGCAUCAUCUGACAGCAAGCAGUGCUUAAGUUGAACGUCGAGAUCUUCUCAGUGACGUUUAAUCAGUUUCCAGGUGUAUUUUGGGCUUAAUCCAUUAGCAGAGUCGUAUGCUGCCAGUGAACAGAGAAGAACAGUGAAGGAAGAAGCAACAAAUCAAUCUUUAAAAGGAACGCGAUUCCAAAAUGUUGUGAGGUAAAGGUGAAACCUUAUUUAUGUUGUGUUUUGUUUUUUUUUAAUCACUUGACUGUUACUAAUAAAGCUCUCAUAUUUUGGCCAAAAUGUCCCAUUAUCAAUAAAAAUUCUUACAA
This is a messenger RNA of Synchiropus splendidus (mandarinfish), 3346 nucleotides long. It is a transcript of the gene pla2g4ab, whose product is annotated as phospholipase A2, group IVAb (cytosolic, calcium-dependent). NCBI's taxonomy places the organism in Eukaryota, Metazoa, Chordata, Actinopteri, Syngnathiformes, Callionymidae. The record is from RefSeq and is a predicted model, not a curated record. Bases 322 to 2571 code for a protein of 749 amino acids. The transcript is spliced from 19 exons. Gene Ontology annotation, biological process: glycerophospholipid catabolic process. Gene Ontology annotation, cellular component: nucleus; cytosol; Golgi apparatus. Gene Ontology annotation, molecular function: calcium ion binding; calcium-dependent phospholipid binding.